Molecule: messenger RNA, 681 nt
Organism: Phragmites australis (common reed)
Lineage: Eukaryota; Viridiplantae; Streptophyta; Magnoliopsida; Poales; Poaceae
Product: predicted GPI-anchored protein 58
Exons: 2
Coding region: 1-681 (226 amino acids)
Source: RefSeq, a predicted model, not a curated record
AUGCCCCCGGACGUUCGUGCCUCAGCCGUCAUCCUCAUCGUCGCCGUUGCCUCAACAGCCAUGGCCGUCGACGGGUGGCGCGAAGGAGGGAGGCCGGGGCGGCCAGUCGUCUGGCGCAGAGUCUACGACGGAGGUGAGGUCCAGGGCUCGGGAACCCGGAGACCAAGGCCAGCGCUAGAGUGGGUCUACAGCGAGUGCCCAAGCCGACCCGCCGCCGGAGACGGGCUCCACGGCGGAGGUGAGGCCCCGGGCGCCAGAGCACAGAGACCAAGGCCAGCACGGGAGCGCGUCUACAGCGAGUGCCCAAGCUGGCCCACUGCCGGAGAUGGGCUCCAGGGCAGCCCCUCAGAGCCCCCUGCCGAAGAGGAGGAGGGCAGAUUCUGGGCCAAAGCCGUCGGGCCCGGAGUUCAAGAUCCCGGAAUCACGAUGGCAAUACCAAGGACCAAAGACUGCGAUGCCACCGGAGACCAAAGGCGACUGGAAGCGCCAAGGCCGGCUCCCGCCCCAGGGCCAAGUGCGCCUGAGCCGAGCGCGCCGGAUGAGCCGGAGCCGCUGGCGCCACCGAGCUCUGAGCCGAGGGCAGCGGCCGCGCCAGAGCUACCGGCGCCGGCCGAGCCCGCCCCUAGUGCUUCGAGGGUGGGGCAGAUGGCCACGGCGAGGGCGGCGUCGUCAAGGCAGUAG